This is a messenger RNA of Fusarium fujikuroi IMI 58289, 1167 nucleotides long. RefSeq lists its product as uncharacterized. Gene Ontology annotation, biological process: protein phosphorylation. The record is from RefSeq and is a predicted model, not a curated record. The transcript has 2 exons. NCBI's taxonomy places the organism in Eukaryota, Fungi, Ascomycota, Sordariomycetes, Hypocreales, Nectriaceae. Gene Ontology annotation, molecular function: ATP binding; protein kinase activity. The coding region runs from base 1 to 1167 and encodes 388 amino acids.
AUGGACGGUGAGCAGGACGAUGAGAACCUCGCCAUUGAACUAUUCAGUCGUCAUAGUGAUCGACUAUCACCCGAUAUUCACAGAUUAUGCGUAUCGCCUAACGGUGAGACCAACUCAACAUAUACGGACUCGAAAAAUGACCCAACCUGCUGUGUACACUAUCCAUCCCUUCCCGAUGCCUGCCUCCCAGAAGGAGUUCGGACUGUUCGGCGGGACAAGCUUGAGGAACUCGAGAGGCUUGGUCCCGACGCGGACCUUGUUGCGUAUCCCCCUUGCCCAGAGGGAUCUGCUAAAAAGGCUGUCUUUAAAUACUACUUCUUGUGGCAAUAUGCGCAAAUGUCCUGGAAGGAGAUGAACUUAUGGAUGCGUCUCCCACACCACCCAAAUAUCGUUCCAUUUGACCGGGUUGUCGUCGACGAGCUCGAGGGUCGCGUGGUCGGGUUCACUAGCAACUACGUCCCUGGCCGCAAUCUAGAGCAGAACAAAUCACGCGUUUUCAAGCUCAAGUGGCUACAACAACUCAUAAAGGUUGUAGAUGACUUGAAUCUUGAGUAUGGCAUUGCACACCAGGAUAUCGCCCCACGAAACCUCCUGAUUGACGAGCCGAAAGACUCUAUCAUGCUCUUUGAUUUCAACUUUGCAGCCCGCAUCAACUGCCCCUCACCUGGGGAGGGUGAGAGCUACGUCGAGGACCGAAACGAUGUCAAAGGUGUUAUAUUCACCACCUAUGAGAUUAUUACUCAGGAUGAUAGUCUCAGGAGUAUACCCCACGAAGAUCAGAGCCUCGGUAACCUCGGGUUAAAAUGGGUAAAGCAUCCGGAGGUAAAACUAGACCAUCCAGUCGAAUUAUAUCAACUUAUGUUGAAAGAAUGGCGGGAAUGCCGGGAAGGAUACUCUCAUUUAGGCAACGUCCCAAGGCCCAUUGAAUGGCCGGAAAUGCCUAAGCCGCCGCAGAAGACCAUUUCUUUAAAAACUGUGCAAGGGCAGACAACCCUCGUCACAGUGGACAACUGGUAUGAGAAGCGGCAGGAUAUCCGGGAUAGAGGCGGUAAGGUACUAAAUUGGGAACGACCACCACAGAGGCUAAUAGACAGCGGGAUUCGUGUGCUCUCGACCGGCGAGAUAAUCAACUGCCAGAAAGCGAGUAUCUCUGGAAGCCGCGUGUAG